AUGCAUACAUAUUCAACAGGGGAUGAAAUUUAUGCCAAGGUGAAUUCACUGACUUCCAUAGAGACCGAGCUUCCUUUCAGCUACUAUAGUCUUCCCUAUUGCAAGCCUAUUGGGGGAAUCAAGAAAAGUGCUGAAAAUCUUGGAGAACUUUUAAUGGGAGAUCAAAUUGACAACUCUCCAUAUCGUUUCCGAAUGAACGUCAACGAGUCCGUAUACCUCUGCACCACUCAGCCAUUGAAUGAGAAUGAGGUGAAGCUUUUGAAACAGAGAACUCGCGACCUAUAUCAAGUGAACAUGAUUCUUGAUAACUUGCCUGCUAUGAGGUUUACCAAUCAAAAUGGGAUCAAAAUCCAGUGGACGGGAUACCCGGUGGGAUAUACCCCUCCAGGCAGUAAUGAUGAUUUCAUCAUCAACCAUCUGAAGUUCAGGGUGCUUAUCCAUGAGUAUGAAGGAGCCGGUAUCGAGAUAAUUGGUACUGGAGAAGAGGGCAUGGGUGUCAUUUCUGAAGCAGACAAGAAGAAAGCUUCAGGGUAUGAGAUUGUUGGUUUCGAGGUUGUUCCAUGCAGUGUGAAAUAUGACCCAGAGAGGAUGACGAAGCUCCACAUCUAUGAUAAUGUGACAUCUGUCAACUGCCCGCUAGACAUUGACAAAUCUCAGAUCAUUAGAGAGCAGGAGAGAGUGUCGUUCACGUAUGAGGUUGAGUUUGUGAAGAGCGAUAUCCGCUGGCCGUCCAGGUGGGACGCUUACCUGAAGAUGGAAGGGGCUCGUGUCCACUGGUUCUCAAUCCUCAACUCCUUGAUGGUGAUUUUCUUCCUGGCCGGCAUAGUUUUCGUUAUAUUUUUAAGAACUGUAAGAAGGGAUCUUACAAGGUACGAGGAACUGGACAAGGAGGCUCAAGCCCAGAUGAAUGAAGAGCUUUCAGGUUGGAAGCUUGUGGUUGGUGAUGUGUUCAGGGAACCUUCACACUCGAAAUUGCUAUGUGUGAUGGUGGGUAAUGGGGUUCAGAUAACUGGGAUGGCAGCUGUCACUAUUGUUUUUGCAGCUUUUGGCUUUAUGUCACCAGCUUCCCGUGGUAUGCUGUUGACUGGUAUGAUUUUGCUAUAUCUCUUCCUUGGAAUCGCUGCUGGGUACGUUGGUGUACGUAUGUGGACGACUGUUAAGGGUUCGUCCGAGGGGUGGAGAUCGGUUGCUUGGUCGAUAGCAUGCUUUUUCCCAGGCAUCGUUUUUUCUAUAUUGACCUUCUUGAAUUUCAUCCUAUGGGGAAGUAAAAGUACUGGCGCCAUCCCAAUUUCCCUAUUUUUCAUACUCUUUUCCCUCUGGUUUUGCAUCUCGGUGCCUCUGACACUUGUGGGUGGGCUUUUUGGUGCACGGGCCGAGAUCAUCCCAUACCCAGUCCGGACCAAUCAGAUCCCCCGGGAGAUACCUGCUCGCAAGUACCCCUCGUGGCUUCUCGUUCUAGGUGCAGGGACACUGCCCUUCGGGACGCUCUUUAUAGAGCUUUUCUUCAUACUCUCGAGUAUCUGGCUCGGGAGAUUCUAUUACGUGUUCGGUUUCUUGCUUAUUGUUCUUUUGCUGCUGGUGGUUGUCUGUGCCGAGGUUUCUGUUGUUUUGACUUACAUGCAUCUGUGUGUCGAGGACUGGAUGUGGUGGUGGAAGGCCUUUUAUGCAUCUGGCUCGGUGGCGCUUUAUGUUUUCCUGUACUCGAUCAAUUAUCUGGUGUUUGAUCUGCAGAGCCUGAGUGGGCCCGUGUCUGCCUCGCUUUACCUGGGUUACUCGUUGAUAAUGGCUGUCGCAAUAAUGCUCUCGACCGGGACCAUUGGGUUUCUUACUUCGUUUUACUUUGUUCAUUACCUGUUCUCAUCCGUGAAGAUUGAUUGA
Striga hermonthica is the source of this 1878-nucleotide messenger RNA. The record is from the annotation of a GenBank genome assembly. NCBI's taxonomy places the organism in Eukaryota, Viridiplantae, Streptophyta, Magnoliopsida, Lamiales, Orobanchaceae.